UCUCGCUCUCUUCCACACACUUUCUCGCUUGCAGGGAGUGAGAGGGGAAACGGGGAGGGAAGAAUGAGGAAGAAGUCCGUUCAGCUGCGCGCCUCGUCCCAACAAAUGCGGGUUUGCUGAUGAAGCCGCUCCGGUCAUUCGAUCAUACAGGUCGCACGGGUCGCGCUGAAUGGAAACUAGGAGUAGUCUGAUUCACCAGCAGCAAACAAGAGCAACAAAUCAAAAACUGCCAGUGCAUGGGAAUCCGGACUCUCCCCUCCUUUUGUGCGUCUCGGUCGGUGGAUCCGCCGCUUCGGCCGGCGUAUAAGAGGUCCCUGCGUCUGCAUUUGCCAUUCCCCUCUGCUGGCUUUUACCUCCACUACUACUACUACCACUCCUACUACACUCCUUAUACUACAGUAACUAGUAGAUAGAGCCUGUGCUGCUUUUACUACUGACUGGUCCUGUCCGGAUUUUGAGGAGACUGUCCGCAACAACAACACCAAAAAAAAAAAAAAAAAAAAAAAAGGUUCAACAUUAAUAUUGUCCCGGACUGAAAGUCACCAUGGGCCGCUUGGCUCAGUCCUCCCUUCUGUCCCCUGCUUCGAGGCUAGCAGUUGUCACCGUGAUUCUCCUCCUCAAGCUUCAUCCUUCUCUGGCUGGUGCCCCCCCUGAGCCAAGCUCGGACGGUUCAGUUUCGGCUGUUUCCACCAAUAACACCGAAUGUAGCAAGGCUGAGGAGUGCUCAAAGGGGGUCAUCCUUCCUAUAUGGGAACCCCAAAAUCCAUCAUUUGGUGACAAGGUUGCCCGGGCAACGGUUUACUUUGUGGCUCUGGUCUACAUGUUCUUGGGGGUGUCAAUCAUCGCCGACCGUUUUAUGGCGUCAAUAGAAGUCAUAACAUCACAGGAAAAAGAGAUCACCAUUAAGAAACCCAAUGGAGAAACCACCACCACCACCGUCCGGAUUUGGAAUGAGACCGUCUCUAACCUCACACUCAUGGCUCUAGGCUCCUCAGCUCCUGAGAUCCUGCUGUCUGUCAUAGAGAUUGUGGGUCACGGGUUCCACGCUGGAACGCUGGGGCCCUCCACCAUCGUUGGUUCGGCAGCAUUCAACAUGUUCGUCAUCAUCGGGCUUUGCGUGUAUGUCGUGCCUGAUGGCGAGACGAGGAAAGUCAAGCACCUCCGCGUCUUCUUCGUCACCGCCACCUGGAGUAUCUUCGCCUACAUUUGGCUCUACCUGAUCCUGUCUGUGAUCUCGCCUGGUGUUGUGCAAGUGUGGGAGGGGCUUCUCACAUUCUUUUUCUUCCCCAUCUGUGUGGUGUUUGCCUGGGUGGCCGACCGCCGUCUGCUGUUCUACAAGUAUGUGUACAAGCGCUACCGGACCGGCAAACAGCGUGGCAUGAUCAUCGAGACUGAGGGGGAUCGACCACUACCCUCCAAGGAGGUGGACAUUGAGAUGGAUGGAAAGAUGCUGAACUCUCAUGGUAUUGACUUCCUGGACGGUCCGCUGGGUUUGGAGCUGGAUGAGAAGGAUCUGGAUGAGGAGGAGACCAGGAGGGACAUGGCCAAGAUCUUGAAGGAGCUCAAACAGAAACAUCCUGACAAAGAGGUGGAACAACUUAUUGAACUUGCCAACUACCAGGUCCUGAGCCAGCAGCAGAAAAGCCGUGCUUUCUAUCGAUGCCAGGCCACCCGGCUGAUGACAGGAGCUGGAAACAUCUUGAAGAAACACGCGGCUGAUCAGGCACGAAAGGCUGUCAGCAUGCACGAGGUCCGUUCAGAUGCUGGUGACAAUGACCCAGUCUCCAAGAUCUUUUUUGAGCCCGGCUCCUACCAGUGUCUAGAAAACUGUGGCACAGUUGCAGUGAAUGUCAUGAGACGUGGUGGAGACCUGGGUAAGACUGUGUCAGUGGAGUACCGGACGGAAGACGGCACCGCCAACGCAGGCUCAGACUACGAGUUCACAGAAGGCGUGGUUAUGUUCAAGCCCGGUGAGACCAUGAAGGAGAUCCGCGUGGGGAUCAUUGACGAUGACAUCUUCGAGGAGGACGAAAACUUCUUGAUUCACCUUUCCAAUGUCAAGGUGCUGUCAAAUGAAGGGGAGGAGCCAGAGGAAGGCGAGUCAGCGAAUCAUGUGGACUCAGUGGCGUGUCUCGGCUUACCCUCCACAGCAACCGUCACCAUCUUUGAUGACGACCACGCCGGUAUCUUUACAUUCGAGGAGCCAGUAUGCCAUGUAAGUGAGAGCGUUGGCACCAUGGAGGUGAAGGUGCUGAGAACAUCUGGAGCUCGCGGCAUCGUCAUGCUGCCAUACAAGACAUUGGAGGGAACAGCACGAGGCGGUGGAGAAGACUUUGAAGAUACUCAUGGCAUCCUGGAAUUUCAGAACGACGAGAUCUUGAAGACCAUAACCAUUAGGAUCUUAGACCGGGAGGAGUACAAUAAGCAGUCUUCAUUCUACGUUCUGCUUGACACGCCCGAGUGGAGACGGAGCGGGAAGGAACGGACAGAGGAAAAGCAAAAGGAAGAGGAGGAGGAAGAGGAAGCUCUGACAGGAAAAGACGAGGAAGAGCGGCGCAUCGCAGAGAUGGGACGUCCCAUGCUGGGAGACCACGUCAAACUGGAAGUCAUCAUAGAGGAAUCAUAUGAGUUUAAGAACACAGUGGACAAGCUGAUAAAGAAAACCAACCUGGCUCUUUUGGUCGGAACCAACAGCUGGAGAGACCAGUUCAUAGAAGCCAUCACCGUGAGUGCAGGUGAGGAUGAUGAUGACGAGGAGUGCGGAGAGGAAAAGCUCCCGUCAUGUUUCGACUACGUCAUGCACUUCCUCACUGUCUUCUGGAAGGUUCUGUUCGCCUUCGUCCCACCCACUGAGUACUGGAACGGCUGGGCCUGCUUUGUUGUUUCCAUCUGCAUGAUCGGACUGCUCACCGCCAUCAUAGGGGACCUGGCCUCCCAUUUUGGUUGCACAGUUGGCCUGAAAGACUCAGUCACAGCAGUGGUAUUUGUUGCAUUGGGAACCUCUGUUCCAGAUACCUUUGCCAGCAAGGUAGCUGCUAUCCAGGAUCAGUAUGCAGACGCCUCCAUCGGUAAUGUGACAGGCUCCAAUGCUGUCAAUGUGUUCCUGGGCAUCGGGGUUGCAUGGUCCAUCGCUGCAAUCUACCACAACAGCAAAGGAGAGGAGUUCAGGGUGAAUCCCGGUACACUGGCCUUCUCUGUCACGCUCUUUACCAUCUUUGCCUUUAUAUGCGUCGCCACGCUGAUGUACCGACGGCGGCCGGAGAUCGGUGGUGAGCUGGGUGGGCCCCGGACUGCGAAGGUCCUGACCACCAUGCUGUUUAUCAGCCUGUGGCUCCUCUACAUCCUCUUCUCUUCACUGGAGGCUUACUGCCAUAUCCAGGGCUUCUAAGGGAUCUGAUGAAAGGAAAGGGUGGGACAUCAGGAAGCAGAAGAAAUCAAGAAGAGGUGGAUGAGCGGAAGGAUUUGGAAAUGAAGGCUGCCUCUUUGAUCUAUCACUCCCUCUCUUUAUGAAGUAGAUUGAAUGAUGGAUGAAUGGAUAAUGUACAGAUGAAGGAGUGAAGGACGCAAUUAAGCAAAAAUAGGAUGGAGGGAAGAGUAGAUACAUUAAAAGACUUCAACAAGCAUCAUAAGAGCUGAAGAAAUGGCUCUGAAGAAGGAAAAACGAAUAAACAAGAACAGCUGGAAUAAUUUGUCAAUCUAUGAAUCUAAAUCAGUCAAUCUUUGUUUUAAAACCAUCUUUAAAACACAGAACCAAAUGUCAAAUUAGAAAAAUAGAAAUGCACACUCACUCACAAAUAUACAUGAUUCAAUGUGUCAUGGCUGGUUUAAUAUUAAUGAAGUCAUCCGUAGGUGAAAAAGGAAUAACGUACCAUUGAAGACAACACUCCUGUCCAUCCUCCUCAUACCAUAGCAGUGCUACUCCUGCAUCCAGUUUCAGUAACUUAACACAGAAAGACAGAAUAACUGUAGAAGCCAGACAAUACAGAAAAAGUGAAAGAAGAAAUCAGAUAUUCACCACAACUGUUUAAUGACAACAAACUGUGUGUAUGCCGGCGUGUGACUGUGUGUUUAUGUGCUUGUGUGUUGUGGAAGAUGGUCAAGUACUGUGAAAAAUGCAUCUCGUUAUGCUGUUGCUGCGUGAGACAGAAUAUGCUUUUGUAUUCAAAGUCUCUUCGACUCAAGCUCUCCCAGCCUGUAGAAAUGCUGAGUAAGACUUUUGUUGGAGGGCAUGCUCAACGAAGCGAACCAAUGAAAGAAAUGAAAAUGUAAAUACAAAGAGCUGGACAUACAUUGCAGCUUCUUCUGAAUGUCUUGGUUAUGCCAUGCGCUCCGGAACGGGCCCUCUUUUGCUUUAUUCUGUAGAUGUAAAUGAUUUAAGGUCUAAUUUCAAUCAAGAAAGAGGUUUGUGUGCAUUUACCUUUAAUAAGGCCAUGUCUGACCAGACAAACUGGCCACUUUACCGUUAAAAACUGUUAGAGAAACUAUUAUCACUGCAUAAAUAUCUAGAUGAAUCUUUUGUGGGGUUUUUUUUUUUUUUUUGUAAACUGUGGAAUUCUGUUACCUGGUUUUCCACCAGUGGGAUUGCCACCAUCAUGUGUCAAUCAUAACUUUGCAAUAGACUUUGAAAACAGUAGUUACCGCCGUCUGUGAAAUCUCAUAGGCUGUCUGCUUCUGACAAUGUGUAUCUGACGUCAAUGCCACUUUCCAUUGGUUCACUCAGCAGCUUCUUUCCUUCUAUUUUUGUGUCUUAAGGACCUCCCCCUGGCUGGUCAGUGGACCAAUCAAAAUCCUCAAGGGCUUUGUAAGAAACAACCACUAAUCCCCUGACCUCUGAGUUAUAUUUCUUCACACAGAUUGGACUAUAGGGCACUGUAUAAGGAGCUUUUAUUCCUAAAAUGAACCCUACACCAACUAAAUAGAUGGAUUUGUCUUGGCUCUAACAAAUAAAGACAAAAGAUUUUAUGAAGUAAUAUUUACAUGACUUAAUGAACAAUUUCUCCAAUUUAUGACAUCCUAAAAAUAUUAAAUGAAGUGAUCCAUUUAGUAUUUGGUCCAGUGAGCCUUAUCCAUUGUGGCCAGCCAAACUAAUCCAUGCAAUGUCCUUUCCCAGGCCACCUCCACUCAUCAUUGUGUUUCUGAAAUACUUCUUCAAUUAACCUUGAAGCACUAAAUGACUGGACUGUGAAGGCUUUAACCCAAAGAACGCAGUGAAAUUUUGACUUCACAUUACUUAUUUAUUUAGGCACAAGUGUUAUAGUCCUCAAAUUGACAAUAAGAAUUCAAUGUGUGUUAGUCACUUCUAUUUGAUGUGCUUAAAAGUCAGUCAUGGAUCCUGGUCCCUGAUGUCAAUAACCAGGUUUCAGUCUUAACAUGGAACCAUCAGAUGACAGGAGAUAUUUACAGACUUAGAAGUAGAUCUGAUGAUGAGUAGUGGCUUAAAAGACAACUGAUGGCACUGAAACGUGACUUCUCCUGAUGGCGGUUUUGUGAAGUGCUGGGUUAGUAAGUAAAUAUGUAUUAAUCCUUAUGUUUCGGAGCAUAACGAUAAUGAAAACUAAAGUGAAAUUAUUGUACACUUAGCAGUCAAAUCCAGACCUUAUUAGACAGUUAAUAGUCAAGAACAUACAAGAAACAAUGCAACCAAACCAAUAGGAUGAUGAAAUUAAACAAAUCAAUCUAGCCUCUCCUGGAAGAUGUGUAAAAUAAAAGUCUUUAAGCCUAUGUUGAGUGUCAAAGACGUUUACACUUCAGACUGUUAACUACUAACUAUUAUUGUUUAGCCAGGUCACGACUUCUAUAAAACUUACUGUAAAUGUAGGCAUUGGAAAAGUCCAUAGUUUGUAAAAUGGCACUAUACUGUAUGCAGCUCAAUUGGCCAGAGUUUUCCUGCUGAUGUUGUGUUUUCUACUUGAUGUAUAAUAUAAUAAGUAGUAUUUAAACAUCAUCUGUAAAGUAAGUAGUCUGGGCUAGAUGUAAUCCAUUUAAAACUUGGCAACAAUCGUGUCUCAACCCCUACGAGAGAGAAGAGAGCCCUGGAUUGGACGAGUUUGGCAAAUCCAUAGUAUCAUGAGAGUAACAAAACAAAUAUCCUGGAGUUUGUAACAUAAAAUCUAUUUCUAAUUUUCCAAGUAAUACACCCAAAAUGGAGAAUAACUUCAGAGUGAUUUAAUGGAACCUUAAGUUGUUGCGUUGCUUGUUUUUGCCAAACUCUGCACAAUAUAGGCUGCGGCUCUCUGUUAGAGUAGCUGUUCUCAUAUGAAGGCCUUGGAGUGGCAGUUUACCCCUGUUUUGCCAAAGGGAAAUCUUUCUAUCAGAAACUAUUUGCAGUCCAACCUAUAAAGGGUUUUCUAAACAACCGUUCUUUCUUAAAACACCAAAUAUUGUUCAUAUUUCAUCGACACUCUAAAGAGAGACAAAAAAACUUGAUGUUUUAAAUGUAGUAAGGAUCUUUCUAUUUACAUUUGUAUGCUUUUGUCUCUUCACUGGCAUGGCGCUGAAGGUUUAUACACUGUAAAAAAAAAAAAAAAAAAAAAAGUUAUGCUAGCUUGUGCAACAAAAAAAAAAAGAAACUACAUUGUCAAAGCAGUUAUGUCACUUUUUGAGUAAGUUCACCAGGUUAUUACUCCUCAGUAAUGUUGAAUUUACUGAAAAUGUGCCUGUACUGCUGCCUAACUGAUGGGUGAAAAGCUUGCAAUAAUGUAGUUGUUUGCAUCAAGUUUGCUACACAUUUCCUGAAGCUAACAUUUUAAUUUGAAGGGAAGUAUGCUCUUUUGCUCCACCGGCUUAUCUGCAUCACUUCCCUCAGUGUACCUUGAUUCGAGUUAGUGUUAUGUUUAAUAAAUUACAGAUUACAACAGAGUGCGAUUGUCCUUCUGGAGCUGGACCACGGUGGGAAGUUAACAUAGCCUGAAAUGUUAGUUGUAGCUACCAGGUAUGCUUGAUUUGGUUUGCCGCUUUCUUCUCUUAAGCAUCUCGUCCUGGUAAAAGGACAGAAUAUUUACAGAAUUUAACUUCCUGCCCUGGUUUGGACUCCUGACAUACGGAGAGUCAAGGUUUUACCAGGGCAGCGCUGUAAAUAUAACACACAGAGCAACAAAGGAGUAGAAAAUGAGCUGUAGAAUACAACUUUUUUUAUUAGUUUUGGUGCAGACUGAAAAGUGGCCAGGGUUUUAAAUGAAGGAAAAGCACUGCACUGGUCCUGUCGUUGAUGUGGAACAGCUACGAUGUUUCGCAAGUUGCUUCUGAUGUAAACAACAGAUUUUUUUUACACAGAUGUAAACAAAAUAAUGUCGUACCUGAUGUAAAAAGUAAAAAAAAACAAAAAAAAACAAAAAAAAAAAACAGUGGGGUUAAAUCAGUUGUGAACCAUUAAUGAGGUUGCUUCUGAUGUAAAAGGUCAAUGACGUGCAUUUGUUGCCUCAUUCGCCUCCUGACUGUGUAAGAGACUGGGAAGUACAUGAACACAACACCAAACAGACAAACAAACAAACAAACAAAAGGACGGACACUGAGACACUGCUGCAGCAAUUAAAGUACUGCUGGAAAACGGGCAGUACCAGAGUUAUUCAGUACCCUUAACAUAACAUUAAACAAGUACAAUGUAAAAGGAUGAUGAUAAAUAAAGGAAGGAGGAGAAGGAAGACGAGGAGCAACAGGAUUAAAAAUGAAAGAAAAAAAAACAUGAAGUUACAGCCAUACGUUGAUUUCUGGGUCAGUGAGACUCAAAUGGACUUCUCCUGCCCAGCAUGUGUAUUGUUAUGGUGUCUAUCUGUCCCUCUAUGUCUCUCCCUCUCUUCCUCUAUAUUUCUUUCUCUCUCUCGCUCUCUCUCUUUCUCUUUCUCUGCUGCCAAAGUAACCAAAAUAGGCAGUAAUCGUUUUGUUCCCGGUCUUUCCCUCCCUCCUCUCCAGUCCCUUUUUUCCCUCUGUCUCCCUAUGCCAUGUUUUCCAUAUUUUGGAAUGUCAAUGUGCUACUUGUUGACACUGUGCAUGAAUGAUAACAUGUCUGUAUAUAGUUAUAGAGAAUUGUAUCCCAUUUCCCUAGUGUUGAUGAAAAAUGGUUUGAAUGUUGUACAGAUUCAGGUUUUCUGUUUAUCUUUUAGUUACAUUUUUAUGUAUGUAGAGCUUAACUACAUUAUGUUUUUAAUUUAAACAAAGACAGUGUCUUUUGUUCCGGAGUAACUUGCACAUUACUGAUUAAUUAACUGAAGAUUUUGUUUUCUUUCUUUCUUUCUUUUUUUUUUUUUUUUUUUUUUUAAAAAGGCAAUAUCUGCUGUUAUUGAAUGAGAGAUGAGAUCCUAAGGAGCUAUGUAUCUUAAAUAAAUAUUCUAUAUGGGAUUUGCAUGGGUUAUUUGUACAAAAAAAGACACUGCUUGCUACUUCUAAUACCGUGGCUGUAUUCUCUGACAGAGGGCGAGGAAUACUGUAUGUACAUCUAAAGGUUAUUUUGUCAUUAAAGAAAGAAUGAAAAUAUUGUGUAUAUAGUGUACAGUGUUAUAAGUGUGAUGGACUAUAUGGCCAUCACGCUAACCAUAGAGAAUUAAUCCAACAUAUUUAUUUAAAGGAAACAAAAGCACUCACUACACUCAAGAAUGACAUAUAUUGCCUUUUUGGAGAAGUUGUAGUUUGCUUAAAGCUUGUUUCUCUAUCUUGGCCUUUCUCUUUUCUUCUCCAUCAUCCUUUUUCUCUGCCUGUGGUUGUUUUUUUUUUUCCAUUUCUCUUCCCUCCUGCAUUGAUUUGUUGUGCAUCCUUCAUCCGUUGGAAUCUGACUCAGAUGGUGUCAUUCUUUCUGUCUGUCUGUCUGAAGUGCAUCUGGCUGUGUAUCGCGCCGAUUUAACGGUAUUUAUCUUUACAUCUGCAUCUUAUCCAUACAUGUUCACAUUCCCGUGUGUUGAUAUUCUUCUGUGUAGGCUACACAUCUCUCAAAUGAUUAUUUGUCUCUAAAUGAGUCACCAUCUGCCUGAUUCAGAACCUGAGCAUCUGUCAUUUUUCUUCCUUGCCAAAUCCCUCAGUGUUUUUUUUUUCUCUUUUUUAAUCUCUUUGCUCCAUCUUGUCUUUUUUUCACCUCUGGAUGCCCUGUCACAUCCUUCCCUCUUCUGCACAUUCAUCUUUCCUUUGUUUCUCUCGACUCUCACAGGGUGUAUUUGGACAUAUAUUGUUUGUCAACUUUAUUUGGUGUGUGUGUGACUUUUUUAAUUGACACAAUAACAAAUGAUUAUAAUGUUGGUAAUAAUGAAGAUAAUUUUCUAAUUUUUUUCUUUUAACUGAUGUCUUUUUGUGUGUGUGCGUGUGUGCCUGUGUUAAUUUUUCUUUUUUUUUCUUUUCUUUUUUGUUUAUCACCAACUGAUAGGAGGAAAGUUGUUGUAUGUGUGUUGCCACUAACUGUGACUGCUCUCCAUGGUACAUGGUACUUCUGAUAAAAACAAAUAAAAUAAAGUUUGGGAUACCCUG
Molecule: messenger RNA, 9447 nt
Organism: Sphaeramia orbicularis (orbiculate cardinalfish)
Lineage: Eukaryota; Metazoa; Chordata; Actinopteri; Kurtiformes; Apogonidae
Gene: slc8a1b
Product: solute carrier family 8 member 1b
Exons: 11
Coding region: 545-3388 (947 amino acids)
Biological process (GO): cell communication; sodium ion transmembrane transport; calcium ion import across plasma membrane
Cellular component (GO): axon; postsynapse; sarcolemma
Molecular function (GO): calcium:sodium antiporter activity
Source: RefSeq, a predicted model, not a curated record